CAUAAAUGAGUCAGAGUGUGGAACAGUCUAAUUUUCAUCUGUUGUCCCCGGCCAGGUUUUUAAAUGGCAACCUAACAUUUUAAUGAAAUGACACACACACAAGCAAUAUAUAGAGAUUAAUAUUCAGGCAUGUACAAUACAUAACAAUAAAUAACAACAGAACAUAUUAGACAGCAAGCACUAGCACAGCAAGUAAAGAUCAACAAAAACAAACUGCAGGCAGCAAAAGUCAAAAGUUAAACAUUUGACUAGCUCACAUUAUAAGUUCUGAUUUGCAGCUGUUUGUGAAAUUGUGUUGAUUGGUUUAUAAUUCAUGAUCCCUUGCAGGUAAUAAUACAACAGUUUUAAGGAGUGGCUGUAUUAAAAUGCUAAGGCAAAUCCACGCCUGCAUGCAGACGCACAAUGAGACUCAACCCAUCCUUGAGCGAGCUACCUCUGAGCCUCAGCUCCAGCCCCAGCCUCAAACACAGGCCCACAUGUGCAGUAAGGCAGCAGUGUGUUCUCAACACCAGCUGGAGGAGUGUUCCCUGCUCCUCUUAACUCAACUGAUGGAGCUCCACGACCUCCAAGCUUCCGCAUUUCUGCCACUGUUAAAGAACAAGGUGAGUCAACCAAAGCAUCAAAUCCAAAAAGAAUCCACAAUGAUGCAUAUUCUUUUAAUGUGUAAAAACUCUGAUGUGUAUCUGUUAAGAGCGCACAACAUCUCCAGGUUCUGCGAGAUGAGUAUGAAUCUAAACUUCGGAUGCAGAGCAGCACCAACCUGCUCCAGCUCCUCACCUCAGACGUGCCCUCUAUCCUCGUCUCUAAGAGCUGCAACGAGCAAAAGACUGCAGAGUGCAGCAGCUCUGGAGCGGUCGAGACCCAGAAUGUGAGUCCUGGGUCGACUGAAGUUUCGGCAGCUGUUUUUGUCAGAUGGGCGGACAGUGAACUGAAUGGAGUCCAAGCUGCUGAUGUGACUAACACACAGGAUGACUGCACAGACUGUGGAGCGGUCGUGGAGGAGAUGCCCUACUUGGAGAUAGUUUGUGUCUCAGAUGCGACGGAUAAAACGCAUCUCGCUGCAGGAGGAGGAUGCCAGGAGGAAGAAGGAGGCAAUGCCACAAAAAGCCCCCAGUCUUAUGAGAAACAGGGCUCUUUGAUCACGCUCGCUUGGAGCAAGCCACCAGAGGAGGAUGAGGUUGACUCUGACGCAGCGGCUGCAGAUGGAGGUGCAGAAAUGAGCCAGGCCAGUGAGAGGAUCCAAGUCCUGCCGAGUGAUGAGAGCAGGACUUCUACAUCCGCUUGUCGAGAAAAGGCCGAUGAGGAGCUGAAGCCCACUUUGUUCCAGUCUGGAUCCACAGAGUCUGCAGCGGAGCAGUGCAGCACAGACGGACAGGUGCUCUGCAUAUUUGUAACAGACCACUAAACACUCUCUAUAACUAUAUCAAGCAUCUGAUCUUAUUCCCUGAUUAUUUUCUUGUCAGCUGACCCUGGAGGAGAGGACAGUGGUGGACAAACCACACAGGGGAGAGGAUGCAUUUAACCUGCAAACACAUGCUCUCAUAGCAGAAACCCUGCAGCAUGUGCAGCCACAUCUCUUCACCGAGCUUGAGCCGCACUCUGAUGACCUGUGCUCUGGACCGACCGAUGAGACAGCUGAGGCUGACAGAGAUGGGGUUGGUGUGGAGGUACGUGCCACGGCAACAGAGACAGAGCUGUGGGACCCAAUAGAGCCAGACCCCACUCCUACUGAGGACCCGACACAUGACUCACAG
Molecule: messenger RNA, 1754 nt
Organism: Platichthys flesus (European flounder)
Lineage: Eukaryota; Metazoa; Chordata; Actinopteri; Pleuronectiformes; Pleuronectidae
Exons: 2
Coding region: 743-1405 (220 amino acids)
Source: RefSeq, a predicted model, not a curated record